AUGGAGGGAAUCGGGAUAGACGACAUCCUCGCGUCGGUAGAUAGGGGUGACAUCUCGUCUCCCGAAGCCACGGCCGUCGACCACCAGCAGCUAACGCGGUUCUGGGUCGCGGAGCGGGCUGUCCCUGAACUGCUGCCAUGGCCAGGCGCGCUGAUGGACCGGAUGAUGGAGAGGGUUUCCAAACAGAUAUCCAGGAUUGAAGACCUCUCGAUGGCAGCAGCCGAUCCGCUCUCGCCGGAGAACAAUAACCAGAACAAGCCAACGCUGAACCUCAAGCUAUCAAUAAUGCAGUCCGACCUGGCACGGACACAAUACAUCAUUCGCUCAAUAUUGCGCCAGAGAUUAUCAAAGCUUAUCAAGUACAGCAUAUACUAUCUACGGAUAACAAUGAAUCAGCAGUCGCAGCAACCGCAAACCCCCGCGGGGGCGGACGCAGCCUCCUUCCUCUCCGAGAAAGAACUACAGUUCUUACGCGGCCAUCAGUCGCUGCUAACCACGCAUUACAAUGUUUCGUUUUUAUCCACGUUUCCCGCGAACCUGAAAAGGCUAGACGAUAACGUCGGUGGUACGAACAUGGUUGUUGCGCCGGAGAAUAAGGAGGUUGUCUUCGUGCGGUGUUUGAGUGACGAGGCUAGGAUUGUCAUUCCUGCUUUGGAAGGUGAGGAAGGGAUGGCCGGUCUUGAAAGGUAUGGUGGUAGGAUGGCCAGGGAGGAGGUAUGGGUUGUUCGAUGGGAGGGCGUUAAGGAUGCGUGGAAAAGGGGGGACGUUGAAGUUCUUUAG
Nannizzia gypsea CBS 118893 is the source of this 780-nucleotide messenger RNA. Its product is annotated as DNA replication complex GINS protein SLD5. Gene Ontology annotation, cellular component: GINS complex. The transcript has 2 exons. The record is from RefSeq and is a predicted model, not a curated record. Bases 1 to 780 code for a protein of 259 amino acids. Gene Ontology annotation, biological process: DNA-templated DNA replication; double-strand break repair via break-induced replication. Lineage: Eukaryota; Fungi; Ascomycota; Eurotiomycetes; Onygenales; Arthrodermataceae.